This is a messenger RNA of Myotis myotis, 1199 nucleotides long. It is a transcript of the gene BEAN1, whose product is annotated as brain expressed associated with NEDD4 1. The transcript is spliced from 6 exons. The record is from RefSeq and is a predicted model, not a curated record. Bases 478 to 1029 code for a protein of 183 amino acids. NCBI's taxonomy places the organism in Eukaryota, Metazoa, Chordata, Mammalia, Chiroptera, Vespertilionidae.
GCGCGUGCGUGCGUGUGCGUGCGUGCGCGCGCGCUUGUACAUGCCUGCAGCGAGCUGCAGAAUCCUGGGAGGGUAUACUACUGAGACUCCGGCGCGGCGGCGGCAGCUGGUGUGACUCCGACAGUUUUCCACAGAAACGCCAUUGCCUUCCGACAGCGUCACCUAGCGGCGUGUGCGCCUGCGUGUCCAGGUGAAGUCAGAGCUGUGUGGGCGGAUUCUUUCACCCUUCUGCUCCAAGAUGGCUUUCAGAGAAUUCUGCCCCAGUGCACAAGUCAUCGGUGUACUGAACAAACUAAACUCACAGCUUCCUUGCUCAACAUCACAUUAUGAGAUUCACCCAUACCACUGAGCAUAACUGUGGACCAUUUAUUCUCAUCGCCAUAUAGUAUUCCAUUGUGCUGGCACGGCAACCAUACCCACCAUUUCUACGCUGAACUAGAGAACUUCGGGAAGGGAAAUGUGUAUUCGUCUUCUGUAAUGUUGGUAUGUGUAGUCUUAGGCCUGGUCAUCACCAUCUCCGGCGUCACCAUCAUCCUGGCCAAGAAGGCCUGGCGGCUCCAGCCCCGCCAGCCCCGCCAUCGCUACUGCCGCCGCCGCUACUACCGUGGAGACGCCGAGGCUGACCAAGACUCCCAGGAGCACUCCUUCUGCCGCCGUGGGAUACGCUGCGCCUGCAGCCUCAGGGGCUACCGGUUCAGCUCUCUGCACCGGCUGCACAUAGACGCUCCACCAAGCUACGAAGAGUGCAUGGGGCCAGGGGCCACCCAGCUGUACCCCCCAACGGAGGCGCCACCACCCUACUCGCUGAUAGACACCGACAGCGGCCACAGCUCCGGCGGACCCCAGCAGGCGCACAGUGACCUCUUCACCGUCUCCACGGAUGCCCUGCCCCCUUACGAGGCUGUGUGUGGGCCCUACCCUCCACCGAGCCUGCUGCCACUGCCAGGCUCAGAACCAGAGCCAAGCAGCCCCCAGGGCCCACCGAGCCCAAAAGGAAGCCUGGCUUCCAGCCCAGAGAUGAUUGUGUGAAUGCCAGCAGGCCACGUCCUGCCGGUCCCUAGGGGCUGAGAAAGACCUUUCGGGAACACAGGGAGCGCGUGCACGCACACAUACACACACACAGACACAAACUCAUGCACACACAGAGACACACACACACGCAAACUAAUGCACACAGACACAUAUGCACACAAACUCAC